AUGUCGCAACAAGAGUUCACAAUGCGGGCAGUCCUGAUCAAAGGCGACCAAGGGUCCGCAGAGCACCUCUAUAUCGGCACGGCGCCUCGCCCAACAGCGCGGACGGGAGAAGUUCUUGUCAAGAUCAAGGCGUUUGGCCUGAAUAGGAUGGACAUCUCGCAGCGCGAGGGCAAGUACCCACCACCAGCCGGGGCAUCCACCAUCCUGGGCGUCGAGUUCUCAGGAACUAUCACCGAACUCGGGCCCAACACGGAUGGGUACCGGUCUAGUUGGCGUGUCGGCGAUGAGGUGCUGGGGCUCGCGGGGGGUGGAGCUUACGCGGAGUAUAUCGCGGUUAAACAGACGCACAUCAUCCGGAAACCGAGCCACUUGUCAUGGGCGGAAGCGGCGAGCAUUCCUGAAGUCUUCCUAACAGCUUUCCAGGCCCUUGUCGUAAUUGGGCAAAUUAAAGAGAACGACAAUGUUCUCGUGCACGCAGGUGCUUCAGGCGUUGGCGUAGCCGCCAUCCAGCUAGCUCGUGUAUACGGCGCCCACAAUGUCAUCGCCACAACGUCAACCCAGGAAAAAAUCGACUGGCUCCUCGGGUUGCCAAACGGCGCCACCCACGGCGCCAACUACAAGACGCAGGACUUCGCCGCGGUCGUCAAAGACGUCACCCAAAACAAAGGCGUGGAUGUAGUCAUCGACUUUGUGGGGCAAUCACACUUCACCAAGAACAUCGACGCGCUGGCUGUCGACGGCCGGAUGACGAUGCUCGCGCUGCUAAGUGGAACGGUGGUCGAAUCGGUCAAUCUGGCCCCUAUUUUGUAUAAGCGCCUGCAUAUCGAGGGAUCGACUCUGCGUUCGCGCAGUUUGGCGUAUCAGACGGAGCUCAUCGACAGGUUCCGCCGGGAGGUGUUUUCAAAGAUCACAGGCGAAGAUGGGAACGGGCCCAUCCGGACCUAUAUUUACAAGGUGUACCCGUGGACAGAAAUUUCAGCUGCACACAUUGAAAUGGAAGCAAACAAGAAUAGUACUACCCGCAGCUACCCAAACAACACCACCAACACCACCAGCACCACUAUGAGCGGCCAAUCCAACGGUAGCACCAAGGGCAGCGGCAACGGCACCUCCAACGGCGGCGUCAAGGGUGGUGCUUCAUCAACGGGUGCCGUGUUCUUCUAA
Molecule: messenger RNA, 1164 nt
Organism: Cyclocybe aegerita
Lineage: Eukaryota; Fungi; Basidiomycota; Agaricomycetes; Agaricales; Hemipholiotaceae
Source: the annotation of a GenBank genome assembly